Lactuca virosa is the source of this 2569-nucleotide messenger RNA. Lineage: Eukaryota; Viridiplantae; Streptophyta; Magnoliopsida; Asterales; Asteraceae. The record is from the annotation of a GenBank genome assembly.
AUGAAUGUCUUUGGGUUAUGUGUGACUGUUAUAGUUUUCGGGAUUUCAGUAGAAGCUCAGCUCAAUUCCACCUGCAAUUCGAAUGAUUCCAUGAUAUUGAAGCGUUUCAUGAACGGAAUGGAAACCGCCAUUGAUGGAUGGACCUCGAAUUCUUCCAAUUGCUGUGAUUGGGAUGGUAUUACUUGCGAUUCCUCCGGUAAGGUUGUCAAAUUGGAACUGUCACGAAAAAGAUUAGUCGGUACUUUGGCUGAUUCACUGGCUAGUUUAAACCAACUUAGAACCCUAAAUCUCUCUCGUAAUCUACUCAAAGGCAAUCUUCUCACUUCACUCUUUCACUUGCCCCAUUUGGAAAUUCUCGAUUUGAGUGCCAAUGAGUUUUCUGGGUCGUUCCCAUCAAGCGUAAACUUACCUUCGAUCCAAUUGUUAGACCUUUCUGAUAAUAACCUCGAAGGUCCAAUCGCACCAGGCUUGUGCAUCAACUCCACUGGAGUUAAGGAGCUUAAAUUAGGGGUGAAUUACUUUAAUGGCGAGAUCCCACCAGAAUUUGAGAAUUGUAGCUUCUUAGAACAUCUUUGCCUAGAUGCAAAUCUCGUUUCUGGGAUCAUACCAGAAUAUCUGUUCAAGUUACCUAGAUUGCUUCGAUUAUCUCUCCAAGAUAACAAUAUAAUCGGUCAGCUACACAAUACUAAUCCUUCAAAUCUUGUUUACUUCGAUGUUUCCUUGAAUCUAAUUUCAGGAAAUCUACCUGAUUUCUUUCAUACAUUUCCAAAUUUAAGCUAUUUCGCUGCUCAUUCGAACAAUCUUUUUGGUAGGAUACCCCCGUCAUUGUUGAAUUCCGGAAGCAUUUCUUCGCUUAUCUUAAGAAACAAUUCGCUCAUUGGUUCAAUCGAUAUAAACUGCUCAGCAAUGAUAAGCCUUACGUUUCUUGAUUUAGCCGAUAACAAAUUUCUGGGCACCAUUCCUGAUAAUCUUCCCGCCUGCCCAAAAUUAAAAAUGAUCGAUCUUGGUGGGAACAAUCUCACUGGACAAAUCCCAGAAACCUUCAAAAGAUUCGAAUCUUUAUCUUAUCUUUCACUCUCAAUGUGCAAGUUGAACAACCUCUCGGGUUCCCUAAAUGUUCUUCAACAUUGCCCGAAUCUAACCACCUUAGUCCUUGGUGGAAGCUUUGACAAUGAAGAAAUCCCAUCUGAUUCCAAUAUACAAUUCAAAUCGCUCAAAACCCUCGUGAUCCCAAACUGCAAACUCACCGGUAAAAUCCCCAAUUGGUUAAACGGAUUAACAAAACUCAGGAUCUUGGAUUUGUCAUGGAACCAAUUAAACGGACCAAUUCCACCCUUUUUAGGAAACUUAUCAUCUAUCGUUUACCUUGAUUUAUCGAACAACUUUUUAGAUGGAAAGAUUCCAAAAACCCUAACUCAAUUACCGGGUCUCCGAUCCCAUAACAUCUCGUUUGAAGUUUUCCUCGACUUUCCUAUAUUCAUGAGGCGAGCCAUGAACGGGAAAGUUUUAUAUUACAGCUACGGAAUUCGAUUCCCGCCAACUUUAGAUCUGAGUAACAACUUUCUGACCGGAGAAAUCUCACCAGAGUUUGGGAAUCUGAAAAACUUACAUAUUUUGAAUCUGAAAUAUAACGAGUUAUCGGGUAGUAUUCCAGAAAAUUUAGCGAAUUUGAGCAGCAUUGAGAGUAUUGAUUUGUCUCAUAAUGAUUUGUGUGGGGAGAUACCUGUAUCUUUGGUGAGAUUGGGGAUGUUGUCCAAGUUUAGUGUCGCGUAUAAUAAUCUUACAGGGAUUAUUCCUUCCGGAGGACAAUUUUCGACCUUUUCAAGCUCUAGCUUUGAAGGGAACCCGGGUUUAUGUGGUGAAUUUGUUUUAAACUGUCGCGAAGUUGAAGAUCUGUUGGAAAAACAAGAAUCUGAGGAGGAUGAGGAGGAGGAAGAGACGAUGAUUGGGAUACUAAAAGAACCGAUAAAUUUGAGUAAUGUUCAUCGUUUCUACUAUAUUCAAUUAACAGUGUCAGUCAUGGUGUCUUGAGGCCAUUGCAAAUUGUACAGGAAAAUGCUUAAAGCUGAAUAUGGUUGGUGAGAAUACAUCGACUCAUUAUUGUAGUGGUGACGAACAUUAGCAAGAGAACUAAUCAAAUUGAUUAGCCUCCUUUUCCAAUUCCACUUCCAUGAGACAAUUUUUGGGCAGACACAACACGCCUAUGAGAAAACAAGCAAUUUUUAUCCGAUUCAAUGAUGUAAGACGAGGGAAUCUAUCUAUCUUUUCAGGCAAUAUUGUCUAGCCACCUAUCUUUCUGAUGAUACGUAAAAUAAAAGAUUCCUUUUAUGGGUGUAAAUCGUUUCGACCCGGACCUGUAGGAAGGCUUCUGGAUAUCGUCAUCAUUUUAGAGGGGCUAUGAGCUGUAAAAACACAAGAAACAAUCAACAGAUGAGGGAUUAGGAAGUCAGUAAUAAUUCAUCGGAUGACGAUUCUCCGUAGGUAACUUCAUAUUUUAUAUGAAGUUUUACGCCACUUUCCCGGGUAGGAUUAGAACGAUUUUGUCAAAAAAAGGUUAUGAUUUGCGUAG